This is a messenger RNA of Penicillium soppii, 951 nucleotides long. RefSeq lists its product as uncharacterized. The record is from RefSeq and is a predicted model, not a curated record. The transcript has a single exon. Lineage: Eukaryota; Fungi; Ascomycota; Eurotiomycetes; Eurotiales; Aspergillaceae. Bases 1 to 951 code for a protein of 316 amino acids.
AUGUCAUCUACCAGUGAUUCUAGUCCAGGAAAUUGGAUUACCGGAAGUUACACAGGCGACAGCAAUGGUGUACGAAUCACAAUCGCGACCUUCGUCGGUGUCGCAUGGUACAACGUGAUUGAACUGAUCGUACUGAUCUUCCUCACCUUCAAACGAUAUGAGGGUCCCUAUUUUUGGAGCAUGUUGAUAGCCAGCGUGGGCAUUUUGCCAUACUCCGUCGGUUAUCUGAUCAAAUUCUUCGAUCUCACAUCUGCAACAUGGGUCCCGGUCACACUAUUAACGAUUGGCUGGUGGACGAUGGUGACUGGUCAGUCAUUCGUGCUGUACUCACGACUUCAUCUGAUCAUUCAAAAUAUGCGCGUGCUGCGUUAUGUGCGGACUAUGAUCAUCACGAAUAUCUUCCUGCUGCACGUGCCCACGACGGUGCUCACGUAUGCGGCUAAUUUCUCCAAUUCGCAAACUUGCGUCGAUGGCUACGAUAUUAUGGAGAAGUUGCAGUUGACGGGAUUCUGUGUGCAGGAAGUGAUUAUCUCUGGCUUGUACAUGUGGGAGACAAAUCGCAUGCUGCGCACGAAUCAAGAUCAUGUUAGUCGCAAGACAAUCAUGCAGCUGCUCGCUGUCAACGUCUCUUGUAUUCUCAUGGAUAUUGCGUUGAUGAUUAUCGAGUUUAUGAAUUUCUAUAUUUACCAGACAACUCUCAAGGCCACGCUGUACAGCAUCAAACUGAAACUCGAAAUUGCUGUCUUGGGGAAGCUGGUCAACAUCGCUCACCAGCAUAUGUGGAGAACCUCAUCUUUCAAUGUUGCCGGUGGGCAGUAUCCAUCGUUUGUUGACCCGAGCCGUGCCCUGCAUGAUUUCAACCACGCAGAUUCGAUGGCUACCAGCUCGGGUUCUAAGGGUCGUGUGUCUGGAACUGAAGCCAUGGAAUCCGACCUUCGAGUAGCGGCUUGA